Molecule: messenger RNA, 652 nt
Organism: Jaculus jaculus (lesser Egyptian jerboa)
Lineage: Eukaryota; Metazoa; Chordata; Mammalia; Rodentia; Dipodidae
Product: vesicle-associated membrane protein-associated protein A-like
Exons: 1
Coding region: 1-615 (204 amino acids)
Biological process (GO): neuron projection development
Cellular component (GO): endoplasmic reticulum membrane; plasma membrane
Molecular function (GO): FFAT motif binding
Source: RefSeq, a predicted model, not a curated record
AUGGCGGCGUCGCCGCAGGUCCUGGUGCUGGACCCGCCCACGGACCUGAGGUUCAGAGGCCCGUCGACGGGCGCGGGCGCGGCCACGGCGCUGCUGGCGCUGCACAACCCGUCGCCGCGGCCCGUGUGCUUCAAGGUGAAGAGCACGGCCCCGGGCCGCUACUGCGUGCGUCCGCGCUGCGGCGUGCUGCCCCCGGGCGCCGGCGUCACCGUGGCCGCCGCGCUGCUGCAGCCGGGCGCCCGCCCGCGGCCCGGGCCCGCCGAGCGCCGGCGGCACAAGUUCCUGGUGCAGACCAUGUUCGCGCCGCCCGACGCCGACGCGUCCGACCUGCAGGCCGUGUGGCGGCGCGCCAAGCCCGGCGAGCUCAUGGACUCCAAGCUGACGUGCGUCUUCGAAACGGCCAGCGGAGACGGCUCCCCGCAGCGCGAUGGAAAGCUCCAGAAGGACCUCGCCGACCGCGACGACGACGACGACGGCGACGCGCAGAAGAAGCCCCCGGGCAUCCCCGCCGCGUCCCUGCGAGCCCGCGAUGCGCGUCCCCUCCUCCCGGUCCUCCUCCUGGUCGCCAUGGCAGCCGUUUGCAUCGGAGUCUACCUGGGCAAAUUCAUCUUGUAGUGAAGCACGGAACAAGGCUUUUUCUUUCUUUCUUCUU